UCAAGACUUGUCCUGAAAAUGCAUGAUAACUAAAUACAUUGUGUAAUAUGAAAUAUAGUAAGAUGUAUGUUUAUUUUAGUGGUUUAAUUAUUUUUUGUUAUAGGGUUUUAUUUACUUCUCGAUUGUAUUUGAGUUUGCGUCUUAGCCUGUCUCACUUGAUGAUUUGUUGCAAUAAUGAAAACUAAUUUUAUAUAUAAAAUUGACUAUUAAAUAUAAUUUUGUUAUUUUUCAUAUAAUGGUACUUUAGGUUCUACAAAUUAAUCAAAACAACCGAGCCAAUGGUAGUUUACUAAAUCAUUGUUUUUCUCAAAAGUGUUGUAAAAUAUCAACAGUAAUUUGAAAUAAUUCAUUCUCUUUUUUUUAAUAUCAUUAUUUUAUAUAUUAUAUUUUAUGUAAUACAUUAUUACAUUAUUUGCCCCCGAAUUGUUUUUUUUUUUGUGGAAUGUUUUAUUUUAAUAAUUUAUCUUCACAGAGAUUUUUUUGCACACUGACCAUGCAUUGAUACUUUAUAAUAUUUUUAUUUUGUUUCAAGCUCCAAAGCAGACAAAAAGCACAUUAAAAAUAGUCCAUAUAAAUCUAGCUGGUUAUUGACUGAAAAUCUCCCAUAUACUUUAGCUCUUAAAUAAAAUAUAGAUUGACAUUAAUUGUGGUUACAAGACACACAAGAACCAAUGGUUAUUGGCAUCAAUGACAUUUCCAUUUUUUAAAAAAAAUCUAUAAUAUAAUAUAAAGAUGUGUUCCACAGAAAAACACAACACAGGUUUGGACAUGAGGUCAUUUCAAGAAAGAAAGUCGCCAUGCUGGGAAAUAAAAGACGUAGGAAACCUCUGCAGGACGCUGAGCAUCACAUUACCUGUAAAACUGACAAGCCUGGGCUUCGAGAGCAGUUCAUCAGCAAAUAUAAAGGGCGUGGAGUUUUCACCACUGGAGCUUUUUUCAGAGGUGAUUUUGUUCUUGAAUACAGAGGUGAACUUCUGAGUUCACAGGAGAGUCUGGACCGAACUGAACACUACACUGAAGCUGAGAACACGUUCCUGUUUGAUUUUCAGUGGCAUGGCAAAAAUUGGUGCAUGGAUGCAUCUAAAGAAGACUCGUCUUUGGGAAGACUUGCAAACGAUGAGACCAGAAAUCUUACUUGCAAAAUGAGAACCGUUGAAGUGAGCAGAAAACCUCACCUGUGUCUGUUUGCUGUACGAGACAUUCUACCAGGAGAGGAAAUCACUUACAAUUAUGGAGACUCAGAUUGGCCAUGGCGAGUCAAGCCUUUGAAUAAAGCAUCAGCAGAAUCCACUGAUAAAAAGCCAGCCAGCAGUUUGCGCCUGCAUAAAUCCUCCCAUUGUGCAGCUUCUGUUUCCUCUCCGGAACUGGACAAGGUAAACAGCAAUGGUCCUCAUAAGCAGUCAGGCAAAGCAAGAACAUCAAGGAAUAAAACGGCGGCCAGUCUCUUUUUUUCUGUAGCCACUCCAAAGUCCAAGUCACCCACGUCACCUUCAACCUCGCCUGUGCAGCCCUCAUCAUCCUCGCCUGCCUACAGAGGAGGAGAGUGCAUCAACAAAGCUGCUUGCGAAUGUGGCAUAAAGAACCCUGAAGCACUGUCAUCAACUAGGCUCAGGAAACACAUAGCAACCAUGUCUAAAAUUCUAAACCUUAAUGAGAAUGAAGCAGACCAACUGGCUGAUUUCCUUGGUCAUGAUAUCAGAAUCCACAGACAGUAUUAUCGGUUACCAGAGGGAACACUGCAGCUGGCAAAAAUGAGUAAAGUCCUAAUGGCCAUGGAGAAAGGAACACUGUCUGACUACAAAGGAAAGAAACUUGAUGACAUUGAAAUCGACCCAAAUGAGCAACUUGAGGCCCAAGGUGAUUCCAUGUCAAGUGAUGAGGAGGAUUCCAGUGACCUAUCUCAGUCAACAGCACCAGUACAUUUACAUUUACAUUUUUUUGUAAAUGUAAAUGUAAAGACUGAUCAACCCGUUCAAUCUGAUCAAGCUGUUUCACAGGAGGAUCAAGGUUCUUCAAAUGCUCCAAAAAAGAAAUGGGAGGACAGUGAGGUAAAAGCAGUAGAGAGACACAUGAUGAGUUUCAUCAAGACAUGCAAAGUUCCUGGUAAGCAAGACUGUGAAAGAUGCAUUCACGCAGAGCCAGAAGCUUUGAAGCAGCGAACAUGGACUGGAAAUGGAGCUAAAUUAAAAGAAAUGAGGAUAAAGGUGUAG
Messenger RNA from Carassius carassius (crucian carp), 2210 nucleotides. RefSeq lists its product as uncharacterized. Lineage: Eukaryota; Metazoa; Chordata; Actinopteri; Cypriniformes; Cyprinidae. Gene Ontology annotation, molecular function: protein binding. Bases 798 to 2210 code for a protein of 470 amino acids. The record is from RefSeq and is a predicted model, not a curated record. The transcript has 12 exons.